Molecule: messenger RNA, 2194 nt
Organism: Mastomys coucha (southern multimammate mouse)
Lineage: Eukaryota; Metazoa; Chordata; Mammalia; Rodentia; Muridae
Gene: Usp8
Product: ubiquitin specific peptidase 8
Exons: 16
Biological process (GO): endosome organization; protein K63-linked deubiquitination; Ras protein signal transduction
Cellular component (GO): dendritic spine; extrinsic component of plasma membrane; cytosol
Molecular function (GO): cysteine-type deubiquitinase activity
Source: RefSeq, a predicted model, not a curated record
CUUCCGACGCAUGCUCAGACUGGUUCGGCGCUCACCCUUCCGGAGAGGGCCACCCCGAUGUCCCCCCGCCCCGCCACGGGAUAGAAAGGAGGAGUUACGGGGCUUACUGGAAGCCCCGCCCCCGCCGUGACGUUUAUAGACGCGAUGCGUCGACACGCAAUGCGAAUCGGGAAGAGGGGAUGAGCUGCGCUACCUUGCGUCUGAAAGCGGAGGCUCGUUCUCCUUCUGGUGGUGGGCGAUGGGCGUCAGGCGAGGAGGCCGGCGUUAGCGGAGCGCGGGCGCUGCGGAAAGAACUACUUUUCAUGAAUCACACCAUCCGAUUGUUGAAGUAGAAGAGCAAGUAUCAGUCAUCAUGCCUGCUGUAGCUUCGGUUCCUAAAGAACUCUACCUCAGUUCUUCACUAAAAGACCUCAAUAAGAAGACAGAAGUUAAACCUGAGAAAACCAGCACCAAGAAUUAUAUACAUAGUGCUCAGAAGAUCUUCAAGACAGCAGAAGAAUGCAGACUCGAUCGUGAUGAGGAAAGGGCCUAUGUGCUUUAUAUGAAAUAUGUGGCAGUUUAUAAUCUUAUCAAAAAGAGACCCGAUUUCAAGCAACAGCAGGAUUAUUAUCUUUCAAUACUUGGACCUGCAAACAUCAAAAAAGCUAUUGAAGAAGCUGAAAGACUCUCCGAAAGCCUUAAACUAAGAUAUGAAGAGGCUGAAGUUCGGAAACAACUUGAAGAAAAGGACAGACGGGAGGAAGAGCAGCUGCAGCAACAAAAAAGGCAGGAGAUGGGGAGAGAGGACAGCAGUGCGGCAGCCAGACGCUCUGUGGAGAAUUUACUGGAUUCCAAAACCAAAACUCAAAAGGUUAAUGGAGAGAAGAGUGAAGGAGGUGCAGCUGCAGAGAGAGGAACAAUCACAGCAAAGGAACUAUAUACAAUGAUGAUGGAUAAAAACACAAGCUUGAUUAUAAUGGAUGCUCGAAAAAUGCAGGAUUAUCAGCAUUCCUGUAUCUUGGAUUCUCUCAGUGUUCCUGAAGAGGCUAUCAGUCCAGGAGUCACUGCUAGUUGGAUUGAAGCAAACCUCUCAGAUGAUUCUAAAGACACUUGGAAAAAGAGGGGAAGUGUGGACUAUGUGGUCCUUCUCGACUGGUUUAGCUCAGCGAAAGAUUUGCUGCUUGGGACCACUCUCCGGAGUCUGCGAGAUGCGCUCUUCAAGGUUGGAGCUUUCCUCAUUACUGUAACUGCCAUCGUCCGACUGUGUCCCACGUCAGAAGCAUCGAAGAGGCCAGCAGACAUGUCAGGAGAGCUGAGUGCAGGCAAGGCUCAAAGAGAACCUUUGACAAGAGCACGAAGUGAAGAAAUGGGGAGAAUUGUGCCAGGACUGCCUUUGGGAUGGGCCAAGUUUCUUGAUCCAAUCACUGGGACCUUUCGUUACUACCAUUCACCCACAAACACGGUUCAUAUGUAUCCACCUGAAAUGGCUCCUUCAUCUGCACCUCCUUCCACCCCUCCUACUCACAAAGUCAAGCCCCAGAUCCCUGCUGAGCGGGACAGGGAGCCAUCCAAACUGAAGCGCUCCUACUCCUCACCAGACAUCACUCAGGCCCUGCAGGAGGAGGAGAAGAGGAGGCCAGCAGUGACCCCAACAGUCAACAGGGAGAACAAGCCACCAUGUUACCCUAAAGCUGAGAUCUCGAGGCUUUCUGCUUCUCAGAUUCGGAACCUCAAUCCUGUAUUUGGAGGAUCUGGACCAGCUCUUACUGGACUUCGUAAUUUGGGAAAUACUUGUUACAUGAACUCAAUAUUGCAGUGCCUGUGUAAUGCUCCACAUUUGGCUGAUUAUUUCAACCGAAACUGCUACCAAGAUGAUAUCAACAGGUCAAAUUUGUUGGGGCAUAAAGGUGAAGUGGCAGAAGAAUUUGGUAUAAUCAUGAAACGGACAUUCGAGGCUUUCAUGUAUUUGUCUUUGCCACUAGCAUCCACAAGUAAAUGUACUUUACAGGACUGCCUUAGAUUAUUUUCCAAAGAAGAAAAGCUUACAGAUAACAACAGAUUUUACUGCAGCCAUUGCCGAGCUCGGCGGGAUUCCCUAAAGAAAAUAGAAAUCUGGAAAUUGCCUCCUGUGCUAUUAGUCCACCUGAAACGAUUUUCCUAUGAUGGUAGGUGGAAGCAAAAGCUGCAAACAUCCGUGGAUUUCCCAUUAGAAAAU